CGUGAUUAGCGUUAGACGUUACAUAGCGUACAGACCGGAUGUCGCCUGGUUGUUUACACGUCGCCACGCUACAACGUGACGUCACAAAAGCCACGCUUGUUCUGAUCGAGCAUUGCCACGAGUGGCGUCUGUGCUCAGACAGGUCUGGUGCCACUGUAAAGUCAGCAGAUGAAUUAAUGAAAUAUAUCUAAAUUGGCUCCAGCACACAACAACGACUUGAUGAUAUAUUUUGUGAGGAUGGGACACAAGACGACCGAUCGACAUUUUCUUGAAUUUGUCCAAAAUAACCAAAUUUAACUUCACAAGUUGCCUGUUGUCUUCUGGAAGCCACUAUGAUCGAGAAGGGAAAAAAUAAUAUCAUAAUCAGAUUAUUUUAUGGAUCAAGCGAAACUUCCCAGAACCGAAGCUUAAAUAAAAACUGAAAAUAUUUUGAUUUAAAGUAUUGUUCAGCACCGUCUGUAGACGGCUCCACUUGAAGUUUUAGCAGCUCCUAGAAUGGGAUGUGCAUCAUCGGCAGUCGGUACUGAAGUCGGCCAUGCUAGCUACGACCGCCGUCCCAAGAGUAUUAACGGUUUCUCCCCAAAGGAGACUCAGCCUCAUGGACACGAAGUGACAAACAUUAAACACAAUCGACAAAAACAGAGGAAUGGUGUUGACGACAACGCCAAUACUGUGGAAGUUAAGACAACACCUGUACCUAAAGGGAUAGCAUUUGAUCUAUCCCUGGAUGGCCAAAACACAGAACUUGUAUUUGCCAAACGACCUGGCCGAUUACAGACUCUUGAACCUCUCAAUGUGCCCAUGCUAUCAGCUGAAAUGCUUGCAGAGAAGCAGAGACAAGCAGAAGAGAAGAGAGAAAGGAUGAGACAGAAGCGAGCUAGUUCAUCGAAGAAAUCGUCAAGAAGGCGCCAUGAACUGAUGCAAGCAAAGGAGUUUGAGAUGAAGCAGCAUGUGCAACAGGAAAAAGUGCUUGACGAACAACAGAAACUGGCAGAGGUGAAACGUGAGGCAAAGCUCAAGGAGAUUCAGGAAAAACAGAGAAUAAGGGAAGAACGUGCACAGAGGGCAAGGGACAGGGCAAGAAAACUGAACCAGACUGAGCAAGAAGAGAUUGAAGUAGAGAAGGAUGAAGCAUUCAAUGCCAGUGAUAAUGAUUCUUGGUUGGGCAAUGAUGAAAGAGACAGUGGUGAAAGGAUAUAUUCUGGUGAAGCUAGUCCCCAAAAGAAAGUUCGUGACAACGACUCUGCUGUACGACGAGUUACAAGUGCAAGCACUACUGACAGUUAUGAUGCUGCCUUCCAGCGGCUCCCCUCUGGUAGCAAGACAAACAACACAAACAAAGAACUAUUUGAUGAUGAAUUCUUUAAGUAGUUACAUAUGUGUUACAAACUACUUGUGAUUAACAGAGGGAGUCCUUUCUCUGAUGCACAUGUUGCAGCCACACAAGGUAAAAGAAGAUGGAAAAUCCAAAUGUGAAACAUUAUCAUUAUCAGAUGAUGCAAACAACAAAUGAAGGUGCUUUUAGAAUACUUUGAGUGGCAUAAGGAUUGCAACAACACAUCUGUGGCUGUCACAAACCUCUUUUACCUCACCAUUUUUCCUCAAGGUUGAGCAAAUUUCUAACUUGGUUAAGCAGUACAUUCUUGCAUUAGAUGUACUUUCUAAAGGGUGCUGAAUGCUUUGUGCGUGAAACAUUUUGUGGUUAAGGGAAGCAAGAAGUAGCAUGCAGUCAUGUUUUGUUUCUUUUUAUGAAUCUUUUUGUGUGAAAAUAGUCAUUUAUGUAAUGAAACACAUUCAAAUAGUCAAAACUGUUUAAUAAUCUGUAAAGGUAGAUGGGGAACAGAUACACCUAAAGUUGUUACUAACUAAAUGUAAACCUUUUUAAUCAUACAAAUUCAGAUUCACAAUCUAAAAAUAUAACAAAAAUUUACAAUCAGCUUUUUAUGGGAUUUCUGUUUAUGUCUUAUGGUCUCAUGACCAACGAACACCCUACUCAAAGGAAAGCUACAUGUGAGCAUAAGGGAUUUGGAGGACGCUGUCAUUCAUCCUGUAGGCUAGCCUGAACAUUUAGUGAACAUUUAGUGAACAAAAAUUAAAGGAGAAGUCUCUUGGUUAAAGGGAAUUAAUUCUUUUUUCUGGUGUUAAUCUGGCGAUAAAAUAGUUUAAUCUUUAUUUUAUACAAAUUCAAGCAUUGUCAAUGAUGAUGAGAAGAGUAUUUGCUACAACUGCCAACUAAUUAUCGAUAACUCAUGUAUUAAGCAUAUGUGCAUAAAUGAUGUCUUAUACUCUGUAUGUACGCUUGAUAGUCAUUAGGUUUAUGAGAGAAGAUAGAUAAAUUGUGCAUUGCAGAAGAACACUGUUUAAUGAAUACUGUGUGUUUACUCCCAUUUUAUGAGAAUUCUUACACAACUAUUGUGGGGACAGAAAGUGUAUAACUACUCAUAAACUUUCACUAAGUGCAUUCAAAAUUAUACAUGUCAGUGGAAGAUGCUCACUUCUGUUGGGGGCAAACUCCAUGCUGAUAGUGAACACACAUUACAGAAAAAAGGAGAGUGUGUGUGAGUGCAGCCAUGCACACACACACACAUGCAUACUCAGUAGUACCAUCUCAACAUAUGCUUCUCUCAGUGUUAAGCAACAAAGCAACACUUAACUCACUAAAAAAUUACUCACCCGGUUAUCACAAUUGCAAGAAAUGAUGUAAUAUUCAGAAUAAGAUAAACUUUAUAAUCAUAUUAAUCACAGGGCUUCUGCUUACGCAAAAAAUUGCAUACAGUACGCAUUAAAAGUUCGGAGGACCCCUUCAAUUUUCGUCAAUGGGGUCCCUUCAAAUUUGGGCAAAGAACAGAGACCCCUUAAAAAUCUGAAGAAGGGGUGCCUGGGACCCCAAAGAAUUUAGCCUUAGCAGAAGCCCUGAAUCACAUUCAAGGUUUCCAAGUCAAUGUACCAAAAAAAAAAAAAGCCUGCAUCUUCUUUGAUUAAUGCCUUUUGUUUUGUAGUAAGGUAAGCUUACUUUUUCUUUCCUAUUGAUCAAGGGCUAGAUGUAUAAAAAUGUAACUUUUGCAUAUUUUGUUACCCUCAUAAAGAUUUGUCUUUUUUCCAAAAAGAUAUUCUUGCUCCCACAGUAUCUCUUACCCCCCAACACCUUGCUCCCUCUGGUUCCUAUGCCACUGCAUGUGUAAGGAAUGAAUAUAAAUUUUCAGUAGCUAUGCUGGCCAGGUGGAAUACUCAUUUAUAUGAUUAUAUGCAUGUGUUAAAAAUUCUCUGAAAUAUGUUGCCAUAAUAGAUGACAUGAGCAUAUUACUACCUUUUCUUACUUUUAUUUUGUGUUGGUUUAACAAUCCUGUCUAAUAUGUUUAUGUUGUUCAACAGAGGCCAGUUAAGCUUGAAGCACUAAUUACAAUACAUAUGAAGCAUGUUUGCUAGAAAUGUCACACCCACAAAGAAAUCAAUCUUUUUGACACCUUCCAGCUCAGAUAUUAGACAGGGUAUCUCAUAAGUUGACAACCUUUUAUACAAAUUUUUAUAAUACAUCAAUGAAAAAAAUCAUUUUGAUGAAAUAGUUACAUCCAUACAAUUAUUUUAACACAUCUAAUAUACAUUACCUGCCUAACUUUAUGAAUCUAUCAUCUGCAGUAUUAAGAUUGUUUGGUAUUCUAUUGUAUCAGAACAUUAAAUCACUCCCAGUGAUUCAUCACAAUUUCCACAUGUGCCACUUUAUACUAAAAUUUGAAUGGUACAUUGUUAAUUUUUUUAUGUGCUCAGAUAAAGGAUGUAUAUAGUUAUUCAUAGCCAGCACACAACAUUUUUUCAUGCUUUUAAGACAAUGUAGCUAUACUGUGAUCCUGGCUGCUGUUCAUAGUUUAUCCAGAUAUACUAAUUUACAUUUAACUGGAGUCAUUUGCCUCAGGCAGUAUUACUUUUAUAUGCAGUCAAAACCCCUGUGAUAAAUUUGAGCACAUCUGAAAAAGCUUAUUUUUCUGGUAAACAGAACAUUGAUUUGUUCAGUAUCUGUAAUAUUUUCCAAAUAACUAUACAAGCAAGUCAAAUAAAUAUGUGGUUUGCAA
Messenger RNA from Pomacea canaliculata, 4067 nucleotides. RefSeq names its product stress response protein nst1-like. Lineage: Eukaryota; Metazoa; Mollusca; Gastropoda; Architaenioglossa; Ampullariidae. The record is from RefSeq and is a predicted model, not a curated record. The transcript is spliced from 7 exons. Bases 496 to 1371 code for a protein of 291 amino acids.